This is a messenger RNA of Coccinella septempunctata (seven-spotted ladybird), 1624 nucleotides long. RefSeq lists its product as uncharacterized. The record is from RefSeq and is a predicted model, not a curated record. The transcript has 6 exons. Bases 29 to 1036 code for a protein of 335 amino acids. NCBI's taxonomy places the organism in Eukaryota, Metazoa, Arthropoda, Insecta, Coleoptera, Coccinellidae.
CGCAUCGAACAACUUCGACAACUUCGGAAUGAUUCAUGGUCAACUCACUGAUGUCGAAUUUGAAAGGAUUUUGGGAUUGGGUGAAUCAAAUGUCUCUGCCGAAUCGGCCACGCAGAUAAAUCGAUCUCAUUCCGACCAAUAUAUGACGGAUUGGAAUUCGCUUUUUGAGCAGGAGCCAAUAAAAAUAGAUGAUAUGUUUAAUGGACAUAGUUCCCAUCAAGCACCGGACACUCAACUCCAAAAUUCGAUUAUUUCACCAGAUUCGGGCAUCUGUGAUGAAGGAUUAGCGGAAUCCGAUUCAUCUUCAUCAACUCCACCUACCUAUUCCCAAAUUUUCGAAGUGAAAGAUCAAUGUUUACAACAGAAGGAAUGUUACCGAACAUCGGUACCCAAGUCCACACCCUACGUCUUCAAAACGAAUUCGAGUUUAUGGAAAAAUCGCAAUUACGAAAUAGUUGAAAGUGUGAGGCCAACAAGUAUGAUACCAAAAAGUGACGUUAUCAAGCCAAAAGUGAGAAUAAGAGAAGGUGUCCGGAAACUGCAAAAACAGAAGGUAUUCAAGUGUUCCAAAUGCGAAUUCUCUUCAUACUUCAGGGAUAUUCUGGACCAGCAUAUCCACAGAACACAUUUACAACCAAAUCAAGAAUGCAAGCAGAUACAAUCGAAUGAACGUGUUAAUUUUACUAUCAACGGAAAAGAAAAAGCACCCCAUUCCUCUGUUGCUAAUAGGGCGUCUAUAAGGAGUAAGAAAUUUACCUGCACAGAUUGUUCAUUUCCGACGACAGAUUUGAGAAUAUUUCUGAAUCACAUAUUUGUGAUACAUAAAUACCGCUGGUACAAAUGUCUAAUCUGCCGUGUUUGCACGACAUCUCCAAAUGCAAGCAUGGAGCAUUUUCGAAAAAAUCCUGAUCACAUGAUACCAUAUGGGAAAAGAAACUCACAGAAAAAGAUAAUUCAACCGAGACGAGAAAAAAAAUACAGGUACAAGUCGGAUGAGAACUUGAACAUCGAGGUGAAGAAAGAAGGAUUGUUAUAACACCCAAACCUCAUUGUUUCAAGAAGGGGAAUAAAAUAGAAAAAAAAUUCUACUGUGAGGUUUGUGAAUUUAAAACACUUAGCUACAGUACACUGAUGGUACAUAAGAAUAGGAAUCAUAAUUUGGCUAUGAGAUGCCCAGGGUGUUUUCGUCACUUAAAUUCGAUAGCUGAAUUGAUAAAACAUUUAAUGGAUAGUCCCAAUCAUAUGACGACUUAUCUCAGAUGCAACAUUUGUGAUUUUGGAACCUACGAUGAACGGGCAUUAACGAUUCAUAAGAAGAGGAAACAUUUUUAAUCAAUUCAUGACGGAAGUGAACGAAGAUCCGUGAAGGUGAAAAUAUCUAAUGUGAGUAGAAAGUAUUAUUCCUGGAAUCGAAAAGAAGAAAAUGAGAAAAGUAUGGACGUCACUGACACAAUCGAAGUAGAUUCUUACGUUUGCAUAUAAACUAGAAGAUUUCAAAUAACCGACUUUGCAAUAGAGGCAAACGAGAAAUAUGAAGUGAAACAACGUCUGAACUUGGGUACCUAAAACAUAUUGUAUAAUGAACCAAAAUUUAACCCACAUUAUUUCACUACUGAUUAAUCGA